AUGAAAAGAACUUACAGACGUGGUUUCUUAGCACCUAUUAGAGGCGUCCGCUAUCAUAUCAAAGAGUUCAGUGGUCAGGGUCGCCACCCUGAAAAUGCGCGUGAGUUAUUCAAUAUUCGUCAUGCUUCCUUGAGAAACGUAGUUGAGAGAAUAUUUGGAGUACUUAAAUCCCGUUUCACAAUAUUCAAGACUGCACCUCCAUUCCCAUUUAAGACACAAGCGGAGUUAGUGUUGGCUUGUGCAGGACUUCACAACUUUCUUCAUAAGGAAUGUCGUUCUGAUUUAUUUCCUGUUGAACCGGAGGAUGAAGAAGAUUCUGAACAUGAAGAAGAUCCGGAAGAUGAAUUCCAAACCCAAGACCAACAAAGAGAGGAAGCUAAUGAUUGGAGAAUGGAGAUAGCUAAUCAUAUGUGGAGAGAUGCAAGACCUGCACCUGAUCCUGAACCCAAUCCUCCACCCGUUGUUGAAGGCAACAAUGCAGCAGAACAAUCAUGA
Messenger RNA from Rosa rugosa (rugosa rose), 495 nucleotides. RefSeq lists its product as uncharacterized. The transcript is spliced from 2 exons. The record is from RefSeq and is a predicted model, not a curated record. NCBI's taxonomy places the organism in Eukaryota, Viridiplantae, Streptophyta, Magnoliopsida, Rosales, Rosaceae. Bases 1 to 495 code for a protein of 164 amino acids.